AUGAGAUUCUCUGCUGCAGUCCUUGUUGCCCUCUUGAGUUUGUCGUCAUCUUCCGACACAGCUCAUGCCAAGAAGUUCCAAUUUCCUCUCCAUGCUGUACUUCCGUCGAGACGUCUUGCUCGAGCCAGAAACGUGGGUGGAGUUCCAAGUGCAAUUCACAAGGAUGAUUCUCAGUCCUCGCUUCGCAGAGCCGCACUCCCUCUCUGGGAAACGGAAGAACAACUCGUGCAGUCCCGCCCCCUCUGGGCCACUGACGAAGAAGCCAAGAAACCUUGUUCCGGCAAGGAGGACGUCGACUUGGGUAUCCUGGCAUGUGGUGAUGGAUUUAGUUGCAGCUCUGAAGGGAUGAGAUCUAUGGUCUUGAACUGCCCGGGCAUCCCUCUUGUGGAUUUGUGCGAGGAAGGACUUGCCGAGGAAGAACUUUUAGAUAUCUUGCUAGAGCUCGAUGAAUGCGUGGAUGGCGGGACUAAUGUCGCUGAUUUGACGAACCAGCCCGACGAGACAGAGGCUCCUACAAUGGGAGGGACACCCAUGGGAACAUCUGGAGCAACAGUUGUAGAUACUAUGGUGCAGACAGGAGUGGAACCCGAAGUUGGUGAAGAAGAUGAAGGCGAAGAUUCUACAGCAGUGGAAGCUGCAGAGGCCGAGGUGGCAACGCCUUGA
Molecule: messenger RNA, 663 nt
Organism: Seminavis robusta
Lineage: Eukaryota; Bacillariophyta; Bacillariophyceae; Naviculales; Naviculaceae
Source: the annotation of a GenBank genome assembly